AUGAAGGCAUGGAAGGACUUAGACCAUGGAAAUAUCGUGAAAUUUAUCGGUUUUGCGAUUGAGGUUCGCGGUGCAGUACUUGAAGCGGCAUUGGUGUCCGAAUGGUGUUCAAAUGGCAACCUUGUUCAAUACCUGCGUCGUAAACCAUCCUGCGAUCGGCUGCCCCUGCUUCUUGAUGUCGCUCGUGGUCUGACCUACCUUCAUGACCACGACCCUGUUGUAAUCCACGGCGAUCUCAAACCUCUCAACAUAUUAAUCAGCGAGGCGGAGCGCGCCAAGUUGUGUGACUUCGGGCUAUCUUGGAUCGCGGACGGAUUGACGACAGGGUAUACAUCAUCGGGACCUGCAUUUACCUCGCGCUAUUGCGCCCCGGAAGUCUUUGAUAGUGAUAUCAAGACAACAUUCGGUGAUGUUUACUCCUUCGCCUGCACUUGUACCAUGGUGAGCCGUUAUGGUUCGCGAACAUGA
Messenger RNA from Cantharellus anzutake, 468 nucleotides. RefSeq names its product kinase-like domain-containing protein. Gene Ontology annotation, biological process: protein phosphorylation. NCBI's taxonomy places the organism in Eukaryota, Fungi, Basidiomycota, Agaricomycetes, Cantharellales, Hydnaceae. The coding region runs from base 1 to 468 and encodes 155 amino acids. The transcript has 3 exons. Gene Ontology annotation, molecular function: protein kinase activity; ATP binding. The record is from RefSeq and is a predicted model, not a curated record.